This is a messenger RNA of Leptosomus discolor (cuckoo roller), 355 nucleotides long. Lineage: Eukaryota; Metazoa; Chordata; Aves; Leptosomiformes; Leptosomidae. The record is from RefSeq and is a predicted model, not a curated record.
CUACGGGCAGCACGUCCAGCACUUCAAGGUGCUCAGGCAGAGGAACGGCAAAUACUUCCUUUGGGAGGAAAAAUUCAACUCCCUCAACGAGCUGGUGGAUUUCUACAGGACGACCACCAUCGCCAAAAAGCAGCAGAUCUUCCUCCGGGACGAGGACCAGACCCAGGAGGUGAGGAGACCCAAAUUCGUACAAGCCCAGUUCGAUUUCUCCGCCCAUGACGGCUCCCAGCUGCCCUUCCUCCGCGGGGACAUCAUCGAGGUCCUGGACUGCCCGGACCCCAACUGGUGGCAGGGGAAGAUCUACGGGCGCGUCGGCCUCUUCCCCCGCAACUACGUCCACCCCAUCCACAAGUGA